AACAGAACGUAGGGGCUACUGGAGCCCAGUAACAGAACGUAGGAGCUACUGGAGCCCAGUAACAGAACAUAGGGUCUACUGGAGCUCAGCGACUCACUUUAUUGGCUGUCCCAGGUUAGUUAAAGAGCAUUACUGGCUGUAUGGCAGAGGGUUAAGGGCUAAUUGAGCUCAGUGACAGAUGGGUAGGGGCUACGGAAUAUGACAGAAGGUUAGAGGCUACUGUUUCUCAGAGACAGAAGGUUAGAGGCUACUGGAUUUCAGAGACAGAAGAUUAGAGGCUACUGAAUCUGACAGAAGGUUAGAGGCUACUGAAUCUGGCAGAAGGUUAGAGGCUACUGAGUCUCAGAGACAGAAGGUUAGGGGCUACUGGAACCUGAGAGACAGAGGGUUAGGGGCUACUGGAACCUGAGAGACAGAGGGUUUGGGGCUACUGGAACCUGAGAGACAGAGGGUUUGGGGCUACUGGAACCUGAGAGACAGAGGGUUUGGGGCUACUGGAACCUGAGAGACAGAGGGUUUGGGGCUACUGGAACCUGAGAGACAGAGGGUUUGGGGCUACUGGAACCUGAGAGACAGAGGGUUAGGGGCUACUGGAACCUGAGAGACAGAGGGUUUGGGGCUACUGGAGCUCAGUGACAGAUGGUUUGGGGCUACUGGAGCUCAGUGACAGAUGGUUUGGGGCUAUUCAAUGACAGGAUACUGGGGCACAGGUAUUUUAGGGAUAAGGCUAUAUGUAUGCAGUGGCACAGAGCUAGGGGUUAUAGAGACACACACAUUUAGCAAUUAGGGUAAUUUUCUGGAGGAAUAGACAUAAAUAGCUAGGGUGACUGGGGCACAGCCAUUAAUAGAGGCUUCUGGAGUUCAGGGAUAGGGUUAUGGUUACUAGGGGAACCUGCAUAUAGUAAAGCCAGUUACGUGGGGGCAAUUACACAGGCAGAGAAGUCAGGGAAGCAAAUGAAUGGCGGGUCAGAGGUCACUGGAGCAUUGAACCAUUGGCCACUGAAGCAAUCUGGCUGAUUGGUAGUAGCUUCUGCUGGUGGUUAUUACUUUACUGCGGGCUAGUAGCCAAAUGACUGGAAUGACUGAUACUCCAUGGCAGAUACAGAGGUUAUUAGGGCAGAAGCAUAGAGAGAGUGGGUAUUGUUGCUCUGUCAUUAAAGCCCUGGUAAGUCUGGGCCAGGGUGAGUGGUAGAGGGAUUCUAUGAGCUAGGGCCUACUGACUGAGGGGUAAGGCCGGGGGGAUUCGCUUUGGAGAAGCAGCGAACAGAGAUACUUAUAAAGCUUUCUGAUUGGCAGGAAGGAUAGUAGUAUUAGGGCACAUAGUAGAGGCUACACAGUUGAAUUGGGGGCACUCUGGUGAUUCCGGUGGGUGCUGAGCAGCAGGGUAGGCAGAUAUAACUUGCCUGGAGCUGGCAAAGGAACUGAGGCACAGGAGAUAACCUAUAGGCACGAGGGAGGCACCCAAGAAACACUGUAUUAGCCACACACCCCCCUGAUACUCAGGUCCUGGGAGUAACUCCCGGCCACCAGAACAAAUGCUGGGAACAGGCAGGAUGGAGGAAUUUCACAGCGAGGAGGAGGAGCCAUGGUAUGACCAGCAUGACCUGGAGCAAGAUUUGCACCUGGCGGCGGAGCUGGGGAAGACUCUCCUGGAGCGCAACAAGGAACUGGAGGUGUCGCUGCAACAGAUGUACCUGAGUAAUGAGGAGCAGGUUCAGGAGAUUGAGUACCUAAGCAAACAGCUGGACAUGCUCCGGCAGGUGAAUGAGCAGCACGCCAAGGUGUACGAGCAGUUAGACACCAUGGCACGGGAUUUGGAGAUGACCAAUCAGAGGCUGGUACAGGAGAACAAGGCAGCCCAGCACAAAAUAAUGAGUCUCACAGACACCAUCGAUGGGCUACAGAGGCAGGUGGAGUCGCUGCAGAAGCAGGUGGAGGAUCUGCGCAGCGUGGAGCAGGUGCGCAUCAGGAGGGAGAAGCGGGAGAGGCGCCGCACUAUCCACACCUUCCCCUGCAUUAGGGAGCUGUGUGCCAACUCCAGGCACGAAGAGACCCUGUACAUGCAUGCCUCCUGCCUAGAUCUGUCCCAGAAGCCCUUGCAGAGGGAAAAUGAACGCCUGCAGAGUGCCGUCAACUCCCUGCGCGCCCAGGUAGCUGAGGAAAGGCAGCGCAAAGAGAGGGCUGAGCGGGAGUACCAGGCUGUGGUGCAAGAGUAUUCCGACCUGGAGCAGAGAGUGUGCGAGAUGGAGAACUGCAAGCUGCGUGUGCGGGAGCUGGAGGCAGAGCUGGUGGAGCUGCAGCAGAUGAAGCAGGUGAAACGAUACCUGCUGGGCCGGGGUGACAGCCUUUCCCAGGCUCUUCUGGAGCCCCUUAAUAAGACCCCGGAGACAGAUGAUCCAGAACCCCCUGAAGAAGGUCAAGUAGAUGUGAGCAGGGGCCAGGUGACUCCAAACUCGGUGGUGAGGAAAAGCUGCAGUGACACAGCCUUGAGUGACAUUGUGGGAAGGGAUGCCGUCAGCCGGCACGAGGGCAAUUAUACCCUACAUGCCAACAACACCCGGCGCCGUGGCAUGUCCAUACUGCGAGAGGUUGAUGAACAGUACCACGCUCUCCUGGAACGCUAUGAGGAGCUGCUGGCCAAGUGCAGGAGGCACGAGGACAAUCUCUGCCAUGCCGGAGUGCAAACAUCCCGUCCGGUUUCACGGGACAGCUCCAGCCGAGACCUCCCGGCAGAGGAGGUCGAGCCGGAGAGAGUGCUGACCUUGCAAUUGGAAGCGGCAGAUCGGAGACUGGAGCAGAGCCAGCCAGAGUACAAGGCGCUCUUCAAAGAGAUAUUUAACCGCAUCCAGAGAACCAAGCAAGAUAUCAAUGCCGGCAAAGGGCCUGGGGGCAAGUAAAAGGCCUUCUGCCAUUCCCCUCUGCAAGGAAUGCUGCCAUGUAAUGCCUAUUAUGCGCCAGUUAUUAUUUAAUUACCCCCCUACUAACCUUUCUGCCUUGCUGUAGCAGGAAUCUGCACCACUGACACUGCUAUGCAUAUAUUUAUAUCCUAGGCCUAGAAGUCCUACCUGCCUCCCUUGAACUACAACUUUUAUAAUACUCUAACAGCCAUAGGGGAGGGACUCAGGAUGUAUAGCACUGAACUGCUUCUUCUGCUUAUUUAUACGCACACUAUGGUACACAGUUUUAUAUAGACACACACGUGCACAUUGUUGGGCAGGUACAUAUUUGGCACACACAGCGCCAGUGCAAUAUACACCUACAGGUAUACACUGCUAGACAGACACUACUGUGCACAUACUCUGCUAGACAGACACACUACAGUGCACAUACACUGCUAGACAGAAACACUAUGUGCAUAUACACUGCUAGACAGACACUACUGUGCACAUACUCUGCUAGACAGACACUACUGUGCACAUACUCUGCUAGACAGACACACUACAGUGCACAUACACUGCUAGACAGAAACACUAUGUGCAUAUACACUGCUAGACAGACACACUAGAGUGCACAUACAUUGCUAGACAGACACACUAUGUGCAUAUACACUGCUAGACAGACAAACUACAGUGCACAUACACUGCUAGUCAGACACACUAUGUGCAUAUACACUGCUAGACAGACACACUAUGUGCAUAUACACUGCUAGUCAGACACACUACAGUGCCCAUACACUGCUAGACAGACACACUACAGUGCACAUAGACAGACACAACAGUGCUAUGCUGUCACAACCGUUUCUACUUUUCCUUAUUAUUAAUGAUCUUUAUGCUGUGCACUAGAUCUCAGGGGCUAAGAACCCAACCCCAUGCUUUUCCUUUACCCAGCUUGGAGCAGUCAUUGGCCUCUCUUCUGCGAACUAGCAGUCCCUUGGCCUCUGUAAGCCAUUGGAAUGAUCCAGUUUCCCAAAUGAAGUCUGGCUAGGCUUGUUGGCUGAGCAGAAAGUCUGACACGUGCACGGAAUAGGCCUCUCCAUAGGCUUAGAUUAUUGGCCUAGUCUGAAAGAUCAGAAUCAGCCUGGAUAGGACCACUAUGUGAGCAGCUUUAUACAGGGUGACUUUCCCUUUUGGAAGGCCAAAGGCAGUCCAGUAUACAAAAUAGAUGUUUAUGGAGGAAAUCUGGGUCCUUUGCAUCAUGGACUGCAGUGGAGUACAACACAAGCCCUGAAAUAUAGCAAGAAGGGAAAGGAUCAUGUGACUACUGCACAAUCAGGGGGUGUACGGCUGAAGCCAUUCUUGCUGCAGGCCAAGCUCUUAUGCAAGAGUCUAUACAAUGUAAACUCAUUGCCUGUCUCAAUGGUUCCCAUUAUCUGUCGCCGCCGCAUAGUGCCUCGUGCACGUCCCAGAGCAAUGAUGCCAUUUUCUAUGUAGGUCACAUUAACUAGGUACUGGCUGGCCACAACCAUGCAGACAUACUGCCCAAGAGACUAGCUGGCUUAAUGUGCCAGAUGUACUGGGACACACUGAUGUGAUUGGCCAGUUGACCCACACACUACUAGAAAUGAGCAGUCAGAUUUGGGUCUCUCUUGCAUUAUAUCUAUCCCUUCAGCUGUGUAGUGUUAUUGCCCCGCUAAUCUGCCUGUGCCAUCUGAUGUCAGUAUUUAACCCUUUACUUCUUACAUUGACCUGCUAAGUAUCGCUCUGUGAAAACAGAAACAUCAAGCUUUAGGAUAGUCGUAGAUCCUCAGGACAGGGUGUAAGCCAAUGAGGGGCAAGCAACACUGCCCCCUUUCAUAGGGGAUAGAUGGGCCAUAGUUAACCCUGUGUAUUCCUUGCUUUGUAUAUGUGAAGGCCUCUUGGUUCAAUGCAGCAAUGCCCAACCUGCACUACAACUCUUGUAACAGCUUCACACUCACAGCUAGAGAUUGGUAGGCAUGCUUGGAGCCAUCCUUUGGUACCAUGAACGGCACAGGUUGCUGUAAGCUCUGUGGCCCAGGAUGUAUUCUGUUUAAAGUGUGCAGGGGGUCGAGAACAAGCACGCUCUCCCGAAGAUCAGUAUUGAGAACCUAACUGGAAUAAACUGACACAGUAUUAGCUCUAAAAGGCCAAUCUGGUAUAUUGUGGUCUGAUCUAGCCAUUUUAUUCAUAUGUCUAUUUAAAAUUCACUUAUUCCUGUGUCAAUAAAUAUUUUAGAUUAUUCUAA
Messenger RNA from Xenopus tropicalis (tropical clawed frog), 5142 nucleotides. It is a transcript of the gene cdr2l, whose product is annotated as cerebellar degeneration-related protein 2-like. The record is from RefSeq and is a predicted model, not a curated record. The transcript has 7 exons. Lineage: Eukaryota; Metazoa; Chordata; Amphibia; Anura; Pipidae. The coding region runs from base 1536 to 2897 and encodes 453 amino acids.